CAGUUCGCUCUUUUCAUCGCCCUCUCUCUGUUUAAGUAUUUUCUCCUCUACGGCUUUUCCUUUAGAAGCCUACCACUCGGUUCUUCAAUGAUUCCAUGAAUUUCUUGGAACCGGAGAUUUCUUCACGGAUUCUCAGUCUGGACAUUUCCGCCGCACCUUCCUUUCUUCACCAGUAGCUUCAACACAAUGACUGCCGUUAACCUCUGUAACGUGGCUGUAUUGGACAAUCCGGCACCCUUUUUGACCCCUUUACAGUUCGAAAUCUCCUACGAGUGCGUAACUCCUCUCAAAGACGAUCUGGAAUGGAAGCUUAUCUAUGUUGGAUCAGCUGAGGAUGAAACUUAUGACCAACUGCUUGAAAGUGUUCUUGUUGGGCCUGUUAAUGUUGGGAAUUUCCGGUUUGUCUUGCAGGCAGAGCCUCCAGAUCCCUCAAAGAUCCGGGAAGAAGAUAUAGUUGGUGUGACUGUCCUUCUGUUGACCUGCUCUUACCUGAACCAGGAAUUUAUAAGAGUAGGGUACUACGUAAAUAAUGAGUACACUGAUGAAAAGCUAAGAGAAGAACCGCCCCAGAAUGUGUUAAUUGACAGGAUUCAGAGAAGCAUACUAUCAGACAAGCCUAGGGUUACCAAAUUCCCCAUUAACUUCCACCCUGAAAAUAAUAACGAAAGCAGUGACCAAGUCCCUCCUCCACCUCCUCCUACUGAUGGCCAUGUCACUGGAGCAGAAAAGGAAUGAGCAGUGACAAUGACCAGUUUUUUUCACCUGACCUUUUGGUUUUGAUGGUCUCUAAUGAAGCUGUUCAUCCAUCUUGAAAACUUGCUAUUUUAACUUCCUUUUGUCUCACACACCAAUCUAGAGGCGGUGGUGUGGUAUGUUUUGACAAAACUUCAUAUGCUGCCGAACUUAAUCUCUUUGUUUCAUUGGCAAGUUUGUUAUAUUUUGUUAAUAGAUCUUAUGUGCUUCAUUUCUCCCUGUUAUAUUUGCAAAUGGGUCUUUUCAUUUUCAGAUAUGCAAAACAUUGACUAUGUAUCCCUAAUCAAUAUUGAACAUGUCAUCACUGCGCUUCAUUUUCACACAUAUCCUUGGUAAAACAAUUUGUUAUAA
Messenger RNA from Cuscuta europaea, 1104 nucleotides. Lineage: Eukaryota; Viridiplantae; Streptophyta; Magnoliopsida; Solanales; Convolvulaceae. The record is from the annotation of a GenBank genome assembly.